CCGGCAUGCCGUGGCAUGACAGAUAUGCACACAACGGACACACACACGCGCGCGCGCGCGCAGUGCAGUGCUGCUGUUUUGGGCGCAAAACGUGGCCGAUUUGUCAAGGUCAAGACAAGAGGUCAGCACACCUUGGCUCGCCUAGCUUGCGGCAGAUGUGUGUGUGUGCACGAUUGGUCUUGUGUACAUUUUCCUUGCUUCCACUAUCGUUCAACACACACGCACUCGUUGUCGUGACCUUCCACUCCUCCCCUUUGCCUCGUUGGCACAGCAACAGCCAAGCACACCCCACACAACAGAAACGCAGACGCGGAAACUCGCCGCACAUCCGCACGACUCGCACACACACACACAGCACGCACCAGCGCAUCGCACACACACACACACGCACACAGCAGCACGCACCAGCGCAUCGCACUGCCUCGCACCUCCGCGCAUCUACCAUCUUACUUAAUAAUCGAGAGCCAUGCUGCGCUCGCUUCGAGGCACGCUGAACCGCCGCAAGGGCCGCAGGCGUUCGGAUCUUGAGAAGAACAACACCAUCCUCGGAAACAACAAAGCUGCCAACAACAACUACACGAACAACCAGGAGCUGGAGCAAGCGAACGAUGAGGAGCUCGUCAUCCAAACCAAGGAGUGCGCCCUUACAGGCACCGUCUCCGACCUCGGGUACUCCGGCACGGCGCUUGCCGGCUGCGGUUCCGCUUGGACGCGCUCCUUCAACAUGACGGAGGCCACCGCCGCAAAGAAGCAACGCGAGUACGCGCGCCCGUCCAUGUGCCGCGACGGCAGCGACAACAGCCUCGACCUGGACGAGACCAUGUUCCUGCCGGAAGAAGGCCUGCCUGAGGCCGCACCGGAGGACGAGGAAGUCAAGCGCGACUGGGAGGACAGGAAGCGGCAACUCGACACCAUCGGUUAUCAGCGGCCGGAAGAAGUGCCUGCGCCGCCCCAGGAGCACGUGGAGAAGGCAAAGUCGCUGCUGGUUGAGAUUGAGCGCGCACCACAGCAGAAGCUCAAGUCGAAGAUGCUGGAGCAGGUGCAGCAGCGGCCGCAGCAGCUGCUGAAAACUCAACUCCUUCAGGAGAUUCAACAGCACGGCGCAAAGGAGUGACAUGAUCACGCGUCUUUUGCGUUGUCGCCUCGUGUACUGCUUGUGUGUUUUCUAUUUUGCGUUUUCGUGGUUUGAUGUAGUUGAAUGUGGUGGGUUGUGGCCGUAUGUAUGAUGUACGCAUGUAUGCACGUGUGUGUAUGAACGAGUGCGUAGGAAUGGGUGUUUGCAUGGAUGUAUCAUUCAAUCGAUGCCCGUCUUUUGGCCACCAUUGUUUGUGACAUGUGUGCGUGUUAGUUUUGUUUGUUUGGACCACUGCCACACCGUGACUCGGAUGUAUCCUCUUCUCCAUUCCCAACAGCCUACAACCAUAUUUGUAUUUGCGUAGAUUUGCCUUCUGUCCUUCCUUUGUGUCAGCUGAUGCGCUCCGUUGCACUCAAGCACGUUGCGUAUGGCCUAGAAUUGCUUCCCCCCCCCUUCCUCAUCCUUUUCUGUGUCCUCCUCCCCUCUCCUCUGCCUGUCCA
Molecule: messenger RNA, 1575 nt
Organism: Salpingoeca rosetta
Lineage: Eukaryota; Choanoflagellata; Craspedida; Salpingoecidae
Exons: 2
Coding region: 467-1114 (215 amino acids)
Source: RefSeq, a predicted model, not a curated record